ACCAUGACUGCCACCCUGCGCCCCUAUCUCAAUGCAGUACGUGCUACCUUGCAGGCUGCCCUGUGCCUGGAGAACUUCUCAUCCCAGGUGGUGGAGCGGCACAACAAGCCUGAGGUGGAAGUCAGAAGCAGCAAGGAACUCUUGUUGCAGCCUGUGAUCAUCAGCCGAAAUGAGAAAGAGAAAGUCCUGAUCGAGGGGUCCAUCAACUCUGUGCGAGUCAGCAUUGCGGUGAAGCAGGCGGAUGAAAUUGAGAAGAUCCUGUGUCACAAGUUCAUGCGCUUCAUGAUGAUGAGAGCAGAGAACUUCUUCAUUUUACGUCGGAAACCUGUUGAGGGCUAUGACAUCAGCUUCCUGAUCACAAACUUCCAUACAGAACAGAUGUACAAGCACAAGCUGGUGGACUUUGUCAUUCACUUCAUGGAAGAAAUUGACAAGGAAAUCAGCGAGAUGAAGCUGUCUGUCAAUGCCAGGGCUCGCAUUGUGGCUGAGGAGUUCCUCAAGAAUUUCUAGACCACGGGGCUGGAAUCCACAGCUUUGCUUCCUCGUUCUCUCUGCACGGCCACCUCGCUGGGGCUACAGAGAGGGCCGCAACUCGGGAGUGAGACGAGAAGCCGCCAGACCUGCGGGGGCUGUCCCAGCUAAAUGUACACCAUACUCGCCAGCGUGCCCAGGGAUGGGAGGGUGCUUUUUAAUAUUUUUGGAACAAAAAACUGUGCUUGUUU
Molecule: messenger RNA, 722 nt
Organism: Euleptes europaea (tarantolino)
Lineage: Eukaryota; Metazoa; Chordata; Lepidosauria; Squamata; Sphaerodactylidae
Gene: ARPC4
Product: actin related protein 2/3 complex subunit 4
Exons: 6
Coding region: 4-510 (168 amino acids)
Biological process (GO): Arp2/3 complex-mediated actin nucleation; actin filament polymerization
Cellular component (GO): Arp2/3 protein complex; actin cytoskeleton
Molecular function (GO): actin filament binding
Source: RefSeq, a predicted model, not a curated record